CAGGCUGAGUAACCGGGGGGGAAAGAGAGAGAGGAGAGAGAUUGAAGAGAGAGGGGGCUGAGGGGCUUUUUUCUUCUUCCCUCCGUUUCCAGCCCUUUACUGGCAGAUCCUGCCGUCCGUUUACUUCUUUUUUGCUUCGUUUUUGUUUCUUUUUGAAGGAGAGUGGUCUUGUUCCACCACCUCCAGAGCAGGGAAGAGUUUCUUGCUCAGAAGCCUGAAUACAAUGAAUUCUGACUCCAGCUCUGUCUCCAGCAGAGCUUCCUCGCCAGACAUGGAUGAGAUGUAUCUGAGAGACCACCACCACCACCACCACCAUCACCACCACCAAGACAGCCGGCUCAACUCUGUCUCCUCCACCCAGAACGACCUGGUGCAGAAGAUGUCCGGAGAAGGCCUCACCAGGAACGGCUCCAAGGCCGGAGGGGAAGGCAGCAAGUACAAAAUCAAGAAGCAGCUUUCGGAGCAGGACCUGCAGCAGCUGCGGCUGAAGAUCAACGGUCGGGAGCGUAAGAGGAUGCAUGACCUCAACCUCGCCAUGGACGGACUGCGGGAGGUGAUGCCCUACGCCCACGGACCUUCCGUGAGAAAACUCUCCAAAAUCGCCACCUUACUGCUAGCCAGAAACUAUAUCCUGAUGCUCACCAGCUCCCUGGAGGAGAUGAAGAGGUUGGUCGGGGAAAUCUACGGGGGGCACCACUCGGCCUUUCACUGCGGCACGGUGGGACACUCCACCGGGCACCCUCCCCACGCCGCCGGCACUGUGCACCAGGUGCACCCCAUCCUCGGCAGUGCCUUGUCCUCCGCCAACACCUCCUCUUCCCUCUCCGCCUCCCUGCCGGCCAUCGGCACCAUCCGGCCCCCACACUCCCUGCUCAAGACCCCCUCGACACCCCCCGCCCUGCAGCUCGGCAGCGGCUUCCAGCACUGGGCGGGUUUGCCGUGCCCCUGCACCAUCUGCCAGAUGCCUCCCCCGCCCCACCUCUCGGCCCUCACCGCGUCCAACAUGGCCAGGAUCUCGGGGGAGACCAAGGACCUCCUGAAGUGA
This is a messenger RNA of Corapipo altera (White-ruffed manakin), 1045 nucleotides long. RefSeq names its product oligodendrocyte transcription factor 3 (gene OLIG3). The record is from RefSeq and is a predicted model, not a curated record. Gene Ontology annotation, molecular function: protein dimerization activity. NCBI's taxonomy places the organism in Eukaryota, Metazoa, Chordata, Aves, Passeriformes, Pipridae. The transcript has a single exon. The coding region runs from base 224 to 1045 and encodes 273 amino acids.